Plasmopara halstedii is the source of this 384-nucleotide messenger RNA. RefSeq names its product water dikinase. The record is from RefSeq and is a predicted model, not a curated record. The transcript is spliced from 4 exons. Gene Ontology annotation, cellular component: cytoplasm. Bases 1 to 384 code for a protein of 127 amino acids. Lineage: Eukaryota; Oomycota; Peronosporomycetes; Peronosporales; Peronosporaceae. Gene Ontology annotation, biological process: L-selenocysteine biosynthetic process. Gene Ontology annotation, molecular function: ATP binding; selenide, water dikinase activity.
AUGUACAGCUUGCUCAAAGGCUGUGACUGCAAGCUCCCACAAGCCAAGCUGCUAGACUACUUAGAUGAUAUUGCCAACGACCUCAAGACAAACGAGACUCCAGGAAUGGAUUUGAGCGUGGUCAAGAUUGCACAUGGGAAAGAUCGCUUGCGCCAACGUGCUUUCGGAUGUCUUUGCUAUGGGCGUCACCGAGGUGGACACCUUGCUAAUGAUUCUCGGUCGCAUCAGGCGCAAACAAACGUCACAGGCGGACAGACUGUCAUGAACCCUUGGCCGCUUGUCGGUGGCGUCGCUAUGAGCGUACGGAGUGAGAGUCAGACUAUUCGUCCAGAGAAUGCAGUGGCGGGGGUCUCACCAAGCCUCUUGGAACUCAGGUUGCAGUAA